Messenger RNA from Cladophialophora yegresii CBS 114405, 897 nucleotides. RefSeq lists its product as uncharacterized. The coding region runs from base 1 to 897 and encodes 298 amino acids. NCBI's taxonomy places the organism in Eukaryota, Fungi, Ascomycota, Eurotiomycetes, Chaetothyriales, Herpotrichiellaceae. The record is from RefSeq and is a predicted model, not a curated record. The transcript is spliced from 2 exons.
AUGACUGAGAACAAACAACCAUCGCCGGCGGGAGCUGGGACAGAAUCAGGCCUUAUCUACCGCACGGCGGAAGCGCAAGAAGACGACCUCCUCUCAAGAAUCCUCUGCAAUGCAUUUCUUCCGCUAUGGAAUCACAACUGGUUCCAUGGUGUAUCUCACCCGCUGGAGCCCGUCACGAUCGGCACCGUGGACAGCAAUCCACCGAUGAGCAGACUGCAGAGAUCACGAGUGCGCUUCUACCUCGGCUUGAUCAAGGUGACCAGACUGAUAGGCGGGAGUGUGCUUGUCGCGGAAGUCCCAGUCACGGCCACGGGCAUGGCCACGGAGAGAGACUCAACUAACGCCACGAGCGCGACGCGUGAAAUCGGCGCCGUUCUCCUAUGGCUGCCUCCGUCGAAGCGACUCGGCGGCCUGGGCAUCCCUACGCUCUGGCGCUCAGGCUUGCUCUCGCUCAUGCUCCCCUGGCACUACGGGCUGACGGGUUUCUACCGCGUCGAGCUCGUCUUCGAAGCGAACAUUGCCAAAAUGUGGAGUCGGACGCUUCCGGACCUCCCGCCGCGAGGCGUCAAAGAGAGCGAGUGUGGCUUCGUCCAGAUGAUCGCCAGGAAUCCCAAGUACUCCCGAAAGGGGUAUGCUUCAGGACUGCUAAAGUAUCAGAUGGACCAGCAUUUCGCAGAGUUCCCCGACAGGCCGGUGCUCCUGGACACGACGACCUUGGAGGGCAUCAGGGCGUACGAGCGGUUGGGAUUCAAGUUGUUGGCCGAGACGCCCGUGGACACAGGCACGGACGCGACGGGGAUGAAGUUGACGAAGGAUGCGAGCGAAGAAGUCAGAAGGGAAGCACAGGAGAUUUGUGUCCAGAGGGUGAUGGCGCGGCUUGCGGGAGGGAGUCACUAA